Messenger RNA from Penicillium crustosum, 1464 nucleotides. Its product is annotated as FAD-binding oxidoreductase. Gene Ontology annotation, molecular function: FAD binding; oxidoreductase activity. Lineage: Eukaryota; Fungi; Ascomycota; Eurotiomycetes; Eurotiales; Aspergillaceae. The coding region runs from base 1 to 1464 and encodes 487 amino acids. The record is from RefSeq and is a predicted model, not a curated record. The transcript is spliced from 3 exons.
AUGUUUCUAAACCUGCUUUUUUUGGUAGUGGGGACCAGAUCGGUGGCUCUUGCUAGCCCCAAUGAGGCAUUGAGGUCAUGCUUCAAGAAUGCCCUGACAGGCGGGGGGGAGUUUUGCCCUAGCCGCAGCAGUGGCCUUUCCAACGUGAGUGUCUUUAUAGAAAAUGAUUCAUUAUGUCCGUUGCUCAUGGACCACAGUUCUUCUCAGCAGGUGGCUGCUAUUGUCCAAUGUGCCGCAGAGAACGAAUAUCCAGUCCAAGCCAAAAGUGGAGGGCACAGCUAUGGCAAUUACGGCCGUGGAGGAACAGACGGUGCUGUUGCGAUUGACUUGAAGCAUCUCCAACAAUUCUCCAUGGACAAUGCAUCCUGGCAAGCGACAAUUGGGGCGGGGAGUUUGCUAAGUGACGUGACACAGCGGCUGUAUCACGCCGGAGGACGGGCUAUGUCUCACGGAAUUUGCCCUCAGGUCGGUUCAGGGGGACAUUUCACAAUUGGUGGUCUUGGGCCGACUUCGCGUCAAUUUGGUGCCGCACUUGACCAUGUACUGGAGGUUGAGGUGGUUCUUGCGAACUCGAGCAUUGUUAGAGCCUCAGACAGGGACAACCAGGAUCUCUUUUGGGCCAUCAAAGGUGCUGCCUCCGGCUACGGUAUCGUCACAGAGUUCAAGGUCCGAACUGAGCCUGAACCUGGUACUGCGGUGCAGUAUGAAUACAGCAUAGAGUUUGGCGAUCUCAAGCAGCAGGCGGCCCUUUUUAAGAGCUGGCAGGCCUUCGUGUCAGAUCCGAAGCUGACUCGAAAGAUGGCGUCUACGCUCACUGUGCUUGAGAAGAGUAUGGCAAUCAGUGGUACCUUCUUCGGCACCAAGGAAGAGUAUGAUAAGUUAAACCUUGGCAGCAAGUUCCCCGGUGCAAAUGGCAGUGCAUUGGUUUUUGAUAACUGGUUAGGUCUUGUCGCCCACUGGGCACAAGAUGCUAUUUUGGGGCUGGCGGCUGGAAUCCCAACAAAUUUCUACGCAAAAUCUACUUCUUGGACUCCCCAAACCCUGAUGGCCCCGGAGACUAUCGACAAAAUGUUUGACUACAUUGGUACUGUCGACAAGGGUACUUUGGGCUGGUUCUUGUUGUUCGAUUUCCAGGGAGGUUACACCAAUGACAUUUCAACUAAUGCUACAUCUUACGCCCACCGUGACGUCCUCAUCUGGUUACAGUCCUACACAAUCAAUUUAGUGGGAAAUAUCUCCCAGCCCCAGAUCAACUUUCUCGAUGGACUUAACAAGAUCGUCACCAAUGACGUGCUUCCCUAUAAUGCCUACCCGGGUUACGUUGAUCCUCUUAUGCCCAACGCCGCCGAGGCAUACUGGGGUACCAAUCUCCCCCGACUACAGCAGAUCAAAGAGCAAAUUGAUCCGAACAAUGUGUUUAGGAAUCCACAGAGCCCAUCUCCUGCAAAGAAGGAACCAUUGUGA